Exophiala dermatitidis NIH/UT8656 is the source of this 540-nucleotide messenger RNA. RefSeq lists its product as uncharacterized. The record is from RefSeq and is a predicted model, not a curated record. NCBI's taxonomy places the organism in Eukaryota, Fungi, Ascomycota, Eurotiomycetes, Chaetothyriales, Herpotrichiellaceae. The transcript has 2 exons. The coding region runs from base 1 to 540 and encodes 179 amino acids.
AUGGCCAACACCGAACAAAAUCACUCAAAGGGCCUUGAGUCCGAGUCACCCAUGUCUACGGCAGCGGCGUCACUUCGCGCGCGAGAACUCGAAGAGGAGAAUACGAGUACACAGGCCAACUUGAAAAGAACGAUUGAAGAACUCAACCAGAAGUUCGAUAACACUAUUUGUACCGUACCCAGCGAGGACACAUCGAAGUGGGAUAACGACGCUAGGAUUCGCUUUAUAACAAGAGAGGUUCUGAACUUAAACCUAUCUCACGAUGAGCAUAAGCAGCAGAUCUACCCGGAUGAACUUCAAGUUGAAGCGACCUUUAGGAAAGUGGAGAAAUCGAUCGCCGAGUUACAUUCCGAGUCCGAAGUCUAUCGACCGAAUUUCUACACUCUUAUGCUAGCGACUCAGAAACCUGUGUCGAUCCCGGGGCUGGAGUCACAAACUGCGCAGGAAGAUGAGAAAAAGCAGAUUCGAAGGAUGCUCGCCAUACAGUUCCGCAAGAUCUCCGGCUUCUCCUUCCAUGCGAUAUCAACUCUAAUAGACUAA